AGGCGGCGCGGUCGGCCACGCCACGCCGCCGCUAAAAUACCACCAUCAUGCAACUACCAGAGCUACCGCCGCCACCGCUCGCCCCGCUAUGGGACAGAGUACUUCGAGCCCGCACAUUACCACCCGAUCUCGACGUCCAACUCCUAUACAUCGCGAUCAAAGACCGCUUGACACAUCCAGAAUGGGAGGUACGCCUCCAUGCUCUUAGAGUUCUCGCUGAACUUUUACCUCUAUCCGGCAACGCUCUAUCUUUUCCAUUCGAUCAAGUCAUAGAUAACCUGGGACACGGCUCACCGAACGUCAGAAAGGCGGCUCUGGAUGCUCUUAAAGUAUUUUGCAAUCAUUGUGAAGAUCCUAUUUGUGCAGCUAACGCGAUUAUAGAUAAAUGUUCUUAUAGCAACAUGAGUUCACGCACACGUCAUAUCAAUAUGAAGGUUAAUGUGGUGACCGGGCUGAUACUGUCCAUACCAUCUCUUGUAACGAUUUUAAAGCGAAGAUACAGAGAGCUUGAUUUAUUUCCUUUCUUUCAAAUAUUAGGUGAGAAACUUUUUGAUACAAUGCAUAGAGACGUUGCGCUGCGUUCAUUAAUGAAAAUGCGUCGAGUGUGUGGUCCACGUGAGUACAUGUUGCAGUUUUCCCGUCUGACUACAAAAACACAGGAAAAAUUUCGUUAUUUGUGUGAAGUUUUUGAUGAGGAUUCAAUGGACGUUUACUAUGCGCCAAGAAAGCCGAGUAGUCAACAGUUAAAGAAUUUUAAUAGUAUGUAUAAUCAGACAGCAACAAUACCUCUAAACUUUUCGACUGAUUCUUCGUCUGAGGAAUCAUAUUAUAGUGUGCCGUUGUACAGUAAUAGUAAUGGCACAAAAGUGAUAAUUGAAACAGAAAUCAAGUUUGAUUCUGAUACUGCAAUAACAAUGACAGUUUUAGAACAAAAUGAGACAGAAUCUGACAGAAACUUCGGUAGUGAAGAAGAUAAUUCUGAUCGUCAUUAUCUCAGGUACAGUGAAGAUGAUUCUGCGGAAGAUUCAGACGUGGUUGUUAAAAAAGUGCGGUUUGGUGGUGAAAGUGUAAAAAUACGAACACCUGAUAGUGAUAAUUUAUUGAACAGUGAAGAAGACGUAAAAGAAAAUAAAAAUUUACACGCUGCAGCUAUUCUGUCAGAUAAGGCAGCUAUACAGGAUAAAAACAACGAAAUUAAAAAAAAUGUGGCCAAUAAAGAAACACGAGCGGUAACUAGGAAAAGCGGUAUACCCCUGCCGGUUAUACAAACUAAAUCAAAUGGCACGAAUAUUAAUGGAACAAAAAAUAUUAAAGUUAAAUCAAAAUCCUUAAGUGAACUAUAUGAUUAUUUUAAUGGUAGGAAAAGUGCAAAUAUAGAGAAGAAAACCAGUUUUGCGUUAACACUAUCAGAUGCCAGGUCUUCUGAUAAAGUGCCGAGUCCUGUGGAACCUCAUAGAGAGGUUGAAGUAUUGCACAACUUGCAACGCAGUCCAACAUUAUCGCCCAGAAAACAGCAAACACUCGUGGAUGUUGAUAGUGAGGGAUAUGUACUAAAUUUGAUCGCAACCUCACCUCCGGAAUCUCUUCUCCUGUCACCUCGGCCACCAUCUUCGCUGAAGACUCACUACGACUGGGAGGAGCUUGGUAUAGUCCCACAGCAUAUUAUUGAUCAGCUGCAUAAUACGGAGAACUGGAUAGCUGCAGUGAAGGCUGCUGAUUACCUGCACGGCGCGUUAUUGGAUGCCGAUAACGUGUUCAGAGCAGAACCAGCCGUGUCCUCCCUGGUGCAGCAUAUGUGGGCUCUCAGUGACGCUAUACCGGCUGCUCACGCCCCAGCUGAAGGUGUAGUGUGUGCGAUUGUUCGUAGCUCCAGUGCAGACAGCAUCAGAGAAAUUCUGCCAUCGUUGAUAAAGAGGACCACUCAUGAGUCACCUCCAGCCGCUUUACCACACGCCUUGCUGCAGAGGUUGGCUCUACACCAUCUCGUAGACUUGAUAUUCGAUGAUCACAUCGUUCAGGUUAAGGAUCCAGAAGAGGCUGAAAGUGCACGACUUAGGGCCGCGAUGUGCUUCACCAGAGCGGCCGGGCCCGCAGCUGUGCUGGCAGCUGUCAGGAGAAGGCUUGGAGAUUCCUCUCAAGCUGAUGAAUUCUGUCAUAAGCUGCGGGAACGUUUAAAUAGACCGGUAGAUAGUGCAAGACCGUCUGUAUUUCCAAGGGUAUCGCACCUGCCAGUCUCUACAAGGAGACGAGCUCGGUCGACCCCUCCCGCAGCGCCGAGACCGCGCACACGUAAACUGCGACCCUUACCGGAAUCAGCACCACUACUUGGUACUAGCAUCAGCUCCACGGCGAGAGCUUUCUUCGUGACUCCACUCAAGGAAAUGGCAAAUGACGAAAGAGACUCCAGUGCAAGUUCUAAAUCGCCAAAAAAUGCAGUAUCGACAACACCAAUUAAAGACGAAAACAAUCUCGUAGAUGCCCCAAUUUUUACCGAGUUAGAAGUAAACAAUGCGCCAUCUGAAGAGACUCGUAUUGAUAAGGCGCCAAGUACUCCAUCAAUUCAUUUGGAUGAUUACUCAGAGAAAUCGAUUAAAUCUCAUCAAAGUGAUGACGAAAAUGAGCAGAACACUUCCGAAAAUAUCGAAGGAGAGGUUUUAAGUAUCGUUUCAGCAGAGACUGAAACACAGAUUAUAGACAGUGCAACCACUGCCGAUAAUGAUGAAUCAAAUUCUCGUCCUUUAAGCGAAAAAUCUAUACACGAACGCCCAAAAAGUUUUCAUUCCACCGAAUCAGCUAGGAGUUUAAGUGUAGAAGAAAGUGAGCCCCAGUGUGUGGUAAAUGAGCGAGAUGUAAGAGUUACUAUAGCAGAAUGCAUUUUACCAACAAGACAUGAAGAUUGGGAAGCGAUAGUCAAAGGUUUGUCAGAAAUUGAGGGACUGGCAGCAGACACGUUAGCACGCGCUCCCGCUUCCAGCUGGCGAUCUGCUGUUCGAGCUGCUGCAGCACAUGUGCGUUCUCUACGGUCGAAAGUAGCACGCGCUGCUUGUUCUUCAUUAGGAAGUCUGUAUGAAAACCGUGGAAAAGUGCUAGAACCGGAAGUAGAAGAAGCGACUACAGCAUUACUAGAACGAUGCGCAGAUGUAAACAGGUUCCUACGAGCAGAAGCUGCGAAUGCAUUAGGACGAGUUGCAUGUGGUGCUGGAAGUGCUCGAGCAGGAGUAGCUCUUGCAAGACGUGGAGCUAGUCAUCGGGCUGGACCUAUUAGAGCUGCGGCAGCCCAAGCCUUAGCUAAACUAACACGUCACACGGGCCCAUCAAAAAUACUUGAACUUCCAACGGAGCCGCGCAUUGUAAUACUUAAAGCUGCUGGUGAACUCUUGGCCGACGCUCAUCCAGAGACUAGAUUACAUGCGAGGAAUUUAUGCUUAAUUCUUUCGGAAGACUUGCGCUUUCGUCAACUGCUUAAGGAUUCUAUGACUCUAAGUCGCUACCGUGCAAUAGAAAAGUAUGUGGACAAGCUGCGUUGCCGAUGAAACCUUCGUGUAACAAAUACAUAUUAUGUGAUUAGUGACAACUCGGGUACUUUGAUGGUGAACCUGCUAGUUAAAUUGAAUUGUUUUCAAAUAUAAGUACUUACAAAAGUACUUAAAGUCAAGCCGAACUUAGUGGCCCACUUCUUCAUACCUAUUAAUAAAUAAGUACCUACCUACGUUAAAGAAAUUUUGAGAAAAAUAUUGUUAUUUGUCGAAAUUUUAUAUCAUAAUUAUUAGUAAAUAUACCUCUAACCUAUACAGAUAA
This is a messenger RNA of Leptidea sinapis, 3798 nucleotides long. RefSeq lists its product as uncharacterized. Bases 48 to 3533 code for a protein of 1161 amino acids. Lineage: Eukaryota; Metazoa; Arthropoda; Insecta; Lepidoptera; Pieridae. The transcript has 9 exons. The record is from RefSeq and is a predicted model, not a curated record. Gene Ontology annotation, molecular function: microtubule binding. Gene Ontology annotation, cellular component: cytoplasmic microtubule; cilium. Gene Ontology annotation, biological process: microtubule cytoskeleton organization.